Molecule: messenger RNA, 1363 nt
Organism: Rhododendron vialii
Lineage: Eukaryota; Viridiplantae; Streptophyta; Magnoliopsida; Ericales; Ericaceae
Product: trans-resveratrol di-O-methyltransferase-like
Exons: 3
Coding region: 11-1177 (388 amino acids)
Biological process (GO): methylation
Molecular function (GO): S-adenosylmethionine-dependent methyltransferase activity; O-methyltransferase activity; protein dimerization activity
Source: RefSeq, a predicted model, not a curated record
AUACCAUACGAUGAGAAGCAUCGCAAAGAUGGAGAGGAGGAAUGAUGAGCGAGAGAAAGCCUUACUCCUCUCUCAAAGUCACAUUUGGAACCAAACAUACAACCUCGUAAACUCCAUGUCGCUCAAAUGUGCGGUUCAAUUAGGCAUACCGGACAUCAUCAAGCAGCACGGCCGACCCAUGCCUCUCUCCGACCUUGUUUCCGCUCUUCACGUCAACCCCUCCAAAGCCUCGGGCGUGUAUCGCCUCAUGCGCUUGUUAGUCCAUUCUGGCUUCUUCACCAACCAGAAGGUUUCUGAAAAUUGCGAGGAAGAAGGUUAUUUGCUCACACCCGCUGCUCAACUCCUCCUAAAAGAUGAACCUUUCAGUUUGGCACCAUAUUUGUUAGCUAUGCUAGACCCAGACAUGUUCAAACCAUGGCACCAUAUGGGGGAAUGGUUCCAGAACGACGACCCGACACCGUUCCAUUCAGCUUACGGGAUGGGAUUAUACGACUUCUGUGCCACCAAGCCGCGAUUCAACCAUUUAUUCAACGAAGCAAUGGCAAGCGACAGCCGGUUGAUUGCAGGCGUGGUGGUCAAGAGCUGUAAGGGGGUUUUCGAGGGGUUGAACUCUUUGGUUGACGUUGCCGGCGGGACAGGCACGAUGGCGAAGGCUAUAGCUGAUAAUUUCCCGAACUUGAAGGUCACUGUGUUGGAUCUCCCUCAUGUGGUUGAGGAAUUGAAAGGGGGUGAUACUGAGAAUUUGAAGUUUGUUGGGGGUGAUAUGUUUGGGGUUAUUCCUUCGGCUGAUGCUAUUUUAUUGAAGUGGGUAUUUCAUAACUGGAGCGAUGAGGAUGGGGUGAAAAUACUCCAGGGAUGCAAAGAGGCAGUACUUGGAAGCAAAGGAGGAAAGGUGAUUAUCAUAGACAUGGUCUUGGAAACCAACAACAAAGGAGGUAAACCGAAUCAAACCGAGCCUUCUGUUUCAGUAGUCAACGACAAAGGAGAUCAUGAUGACAAGUACUUGUCCGAUUAUACCGAAACGCAGCUCUGCUUCGACAUUGUGAUGUUGACGGUGCUCCCCGGGAAAGAGAGAACCGAGAAAGAGUGGGCGAGUCUCUUCGCUGCGUCCGGUUUCGCUCGCUACAAAAUCACUCCCAUUCUGGGCUUGAGGUCUCUGAUUGAGGUUUAUCCUUGAUCGCGAUUCAUCGUAUGUGUAAACUUUGAUCACCGUUAAUAAGGCGCCGUCUAGAAAUAUUAACAGUAAUUCAGUUAUAAAACUUUAGUGCAUUCUGGUGGAAUUUACCAAUUAACCAUAUGGCAAUGUGCAGUGCCCGUUGUAAUUUUGGAGAAAUAAUGUAAUGUUGUAUUGUGAAGGUGGUAA